ACCACAUCGUCGUAUUCAUCCUAUGUGCUACUUGGAGUAAUGUGACGUAGUCCUUUACCAGAAUGGAUCUAUCGACUGAUCAUAGGAUUGUUUCUACCAUGAAAUAUAUCUGACCUUUGUUAUCCAUAUAAGUUGGAGAACAUAUAAUUUGAAUUAAUUACCUGUGUAUUUAUAUCCUCUCAUAAUGUCUGCAAAUAUUCAAUUUGCAAAUCCACCGCCGGCUGUAAGCUUACCCAACAUGUCUGUGCCACCACCUACAACUCCAAAUUUGUCAGCACCACCACCAAAUUUAACCACUAUAAACACAUCGGGAAAUUACCAGCAUCGAUAUGCAAACCAUAGAGAUGGUAGUCGCGGUUUCUUCAAACCAUUUAGACCUUAUCAUGCUCCAAAAAUUGUUGCUGGAGGACAAGAUACUUUGCAAGAUGAAUUUGAUGGCAAGAGACUGAGGAAAUCUGUUAUGAGAAAGACUGUUGAUUACAAUUCUGCCAUUAUUAAAAGUUUAGAAAAUCGAGUAUGGCAGCGGGACUAUAGGGAUCGUCGCGCACUUCAACCAGAUGUAAUAUAUUAUCCUGAUUUACUCCCUCCACCAAGUUAUAUUGACAAUCCUAUAAAUGCAGUUACUACGAGGUUCGUAAAAACGGCUACCAAUAAAAUGCGUUGUCCAAUUUUUUGUAUGGCUUGGACACCAGAGGGUAGACGUCUCGUUACUGGCGCUUCGAGUGGAGAAUUUACUUUGUGGAAUGGCCUUACUUUCAAUUUUGAAACUAUUCUACAGGCACAUGACAGCCCAGUCAGGACAAUGGUAUGGUCACAUAAUGAAAGCUGGAUGGUAACAGGGGACCACGCGGGCUAUGUGAAAUAUUGGCAGAGCAACAUGAACAAUGUGAAGAUGUUUCAAGCACACAAAGAAGCGAUUAGAGGACUCAGGUAUAUCAUCCACCACACUAGUCCUUACGUCUCUUGCGUCACUGUUGCCGAUCGGUCCAUCCUUGCCAUAGUUAGGAUAUCGGACGUGACUCUUCUUCUCUUCCUUUUCUGGUUUUGUGCAGUUUCUGGUAAAGCAAUAGUGAUUCUUGUAUGGGUACACAGUUUCAGCCCGACGGAUCACAAAUUGGCAACUUGCAGUGAUGAUGGAACUGUCAGAAUUUGGGACUUUCUUCGCUGUCAUGAGGAACGAAUUCUCAGGGGUCAUGGUGCAGAUGUCAAAUGCGUACAUUGGCAUCCACAAAAAAGUCUAGUCAUUUCUGGCAGUAAAGACAAUCAGCAACCAGUGAAACUUUGGGAUCCAAAAACUGGACAGUCUCUGGCGACUCUGCAUGCACAUAAAUCUACCGUUAUGGAUGUAAAGUGGAAUGAAAAUGGUAACUGGUUAGUAACUGCAUCAAGAGAUCAUCUUUUAAAACUUUUCGACCUCAGGAAUCUUAGUCAAGAAGUUCAGACUUUCCGUGGCCAUAAAAAGGAAGCAUCUAGCGUCGCAUGGCAUCCAAGCCACGAAGGUCUCUUUUGUAGUGGUGGUAGUGAUGGCGCCAUACUCUUCUGGCAUGUUGGAGCGGAUAAAGAAGUGGGAGCGAUAGAACAGGCGCACGAUAGCAUAGUUUGGACAUUAGCUUGGCAUCCAUUAGGGCAUAUCUUAUGCUCUGGCAGUAACGAUCAUACGUCCAAGUUUUGGACGCGUAAUAGACCAGGAGAUCUGAUGAGAGAUAAAUACAAUCUCAAUACAUUACCGGCAGGUGCAGCUGGUAUCGAUGAUCACGAAAUUGCUGAUGAAGCAGCGGUGAUACCUGGUAUGGGACCAGAGGAUAGAAUCAACGCAGAUUGUGAAUCCGAGGAGAAAAAUGGCGGAAUUCCUGGUCUGGAUUUAGAUCAUGCGGUGGAUGAGGGCAAGAAAUUCGCCAAUAAGAAAGUUCCGUACAGUAAACCGAUACCUCGAAAUUUCCAAGCGCAAUGGAACGAAAUGGAAGCUGAAGAUAUUGAGCAAGUUGAAGCACUUAAUGCAUUUGUCAAUCAAUUAAUAGAGACAACGCCAGGUGCCGUCCCACUAAACGAAGUUACGCCCAACGCCAUUAUAUUAUACGGGAAAAUGAUUCCAGUGGAAUCUGACUCCAAACUGGCUGAGGCAAUCAGUAAAGGAACCGAUGCCAUAAACAAAUUAGUAUUUUCUGGUGAAAUAGAAGAACUACGAGACGUGGUAGGUCCACCGGAUAAUAUGGAUGAGGCCGAAGAAUAUCUGCAAGAUGACGGCGAGAUCGAUUAUUCUAAAGUGCCAGACGUAGAUUUGCCACCACCCUUGCCUAGCUCCAAAUUCGCACAGAAUCCGGAGCUGUUAAAAUCACUAAAUCGCGGCGGUAAGCGUAAAUUCGAUCAAUUGAUUGGCUGGAGCGAUGGUGGAGCUAGCGAUCGUAUAUCUAAGAUGCAUCAGCCAGUCUUUGGUGGUAUAAUUACGGAGGACUCACAAUCUAGCGACACCGAUUUGAGAUUUAACAAGUCAAGUCUCGCCGCGGAGAACAAUUCCUUCCAUAGUGGUCAGGAUGAAGAUCAUAGGAGGAGCGGUCUUCACGAUCUAUCGAGAAGUAAUCGUGGCGAUGAGGAUCUUAGAUUCAAUAUGUCCGCUGGUCCUGGUAGACCCGGUUCACUCAACGAAUACGAUUCGCGCGGCAAUAAUUUCGUGGACAAGGAUUUUCGCAAUUUUUUGUCAUCCAAGUCUUUGAAUGAUGACGAUUAUGACGAGCGGGAACACGAUAACGCCGGCGGCCGCUGGGAUGACGAAGAGACCGAUGGAUCGCAUGGCAAAUUGGACAAUACGUUCGGCAACAAUUUCGACAAACGCGAUAACGGCGUAGCAAUGGGCAUGAGUAAUAGUAUGCAUAGUCAUAUGGCUGGCAUACCUCAUCUGCCAAAUCAUCAUAACAUGCAAAAUAUUAAUCCCAACAUGCCGCCACCGAUACCAAGUCUAGUACCGCAUCCCAAUAUGUCACAGCAUCCUGGCAUACAGGGUAAAUCGCCGCAUCCUGGUAUGCCUGGUUUAGAUGGCCCGAUGCCACCCCAUAUGAUGCCGCAUCAUCCAAACAUGCAUCCGGGCUUUGGACCGAAUGGACCACCGCCCGGUGGUUUCGGACCCAACUUUCGACCACCUCCGAAUAGCAAUUUCGGUCCGAAUCAUUUUAGACCAAAUCCGAUGUUGCCAUUUGGACCGAAUCAGGGCCCGCCGCCGUUUGGUAAUAACUUUCAGGGACCGCCCAACUUUCGCGGACCGAAUGUCGCUCCGAUGAAUUUCGACCGACCAAGUUUCGGACCUAAUUUUCGCGGCCAAACUCCACAGGGUCAGUUGAACAAUUUUAAUUCCAACUUUGGCAACUUUGGCAAAAACGGUCCCAAUCGCGGCAUAAGUCGUGGUGGUGGUGACAAUAUGGGCAGGAGUGGCUAUAGUAAUCGCGGCAGAGGACGUGACAACGAUCAAUCAAGAGGAGGGAGGGGAAGAGACAAUUAUUGAAGAGAUUUCUCGGAACAAUGUGCGUGAUUAUCGACAAUGUUCUUAUACCUCGACAUGAACUGUCUUGCAUGAACCGUUCAGUGAAACUCAUUAUAUAAGA
This is a messenger RNA of Cyphomyrmex costatus, 3593 nucleotides long. It is a transcript of the gene Wdr33, whose product is annotated as WD repeat domain 33. NCBI's taxonomy places the organism in Eukaryota, Metazoa, Arthropoda, Insecta, Hymenoptera, Formicidae. Gene Ontology annotation, biological process: mRNA 3'-end processing. Gene Ontology annotation, molecular function: protein binding. The record is from RefSeq and is a predicted model, not a curated record. Gene Ontology annotation, cellular component: mRNA cleavage and polyadenylation specificity factor complex. Bases 185 to 3493 code for a protein of 1102 amino acids. The transcript has 9 exons.